AUGUCAGCGCCUUGGAUCUGCCGCAGCUGCGUUAGAGCUCUGCGACAGUCUCAUAAGCUGCAGAUUGUUCGAUUCUCCUCCAAUGAUGCCGCGUCCACUUCGUCUUCGCUGGCCCCGAGCCUCCUCCGUCGCGCCCAAUCGCUUUCCGCAGAACACGACGACCUCCAGAAGAGCCUCAACAGCUCCUUCGAUGCCGCAAAAGCAAAGCGCGCCGGCGAAUUGGGCCGCGUAGCCUCCGCCCUACGAGACUGGGAAACGGCGCAGUCAUCAAUCGUGGAACUGAAGUCGAUGGCACAAGACCCCGACCAAGAUCCGGAUCUCGCCUCCAUUGCUCGGGACGAACUCGAGGGCGAACGCGCCAAGCUCGAGCUACUGGAGAAGAAGCUCAAAGAAAGCCUGACACCGAAACACGCCUUUGCCCACCUGCCGUGCAUGGUGGAGUUCCGACCGGGGCCGGGAGGUCUCGAGGGGAGAUACUUUACCGAUACGCUGUUCAAAAUGUACAAGGCGCUGUGCGCGCGGCGAGGAUACAGGGCCAACGUGCUCAAGUACGAAAUGGCCGAAGCAGCGGGCGACCAGUCGUCCUCGUCAGGCGAGCAGCCCGUGCAGGAGGCCAUUCUCGAGAUCCAGGACGAGGGCGCCUACGACUUGUUCCGGGGAGAGGCGGGCAUGCACCGCGUGCAGCGGAUUCCGAGCACCGAGAGCAAGGGCCGCGUGCACACGAGCGCCGUUGCGGUAUGGGUUCUGCCAUCCUUUCCCGAAGGCGGCACCGGAGGCGACAAUGUCGACGUCGACGACCCAGAGAGCGACUUUUACAUCAACCCGCAGGACGUCAAGAUCGAGACGAUGCGGGCCAGGGGCGCAGGAGGGCAGCACGUCAACAAGACGGAGUCGGCCAUCCGCAUGACGCACAUCCCGACGGGCACGGUGGUGUCGAUGCAGGACCACCGGUCGCAGCAGCGCAACCGCGAGGACGCGUGGAAGAUGCUGCGGUCGCGCAUUGCCAGCCAGCGUGCGGAACAGCGCGAGGAGGAGGCAGCGCGGCUGAGGAGCAGCGUGCUCUCGCAGGCGCAGAUUACCCGCGGCGACAAGAUCCGGACGUACAACUAUAACCAGGAUAGAUGUACGGAUCAUCGGGCCGGCUUGGAUGUGCACAACUUGCCGGAUGUGCUGGAGGGUGGAGAGACGCUGGACAAGAUCAUGGAGGCGGCGAGGGAGUGGCUAGUGAGUAAGGAGGUCGAGAUGCUGGUCAUGGAGGAGGAAGCCAAGGCGAAGAAGUGAGGGCAGGAUAUAAUGAGGUGUA
Molecule: messenger RNA, 1303 nt
Organism: Trichoderma reesei QM6a
Lineage: Eukaryota; Fungi; Ascomycota; Sordariomycetes; Hypocreales; Hypocreaceae
Exons: 2
Coding region: 1-1281 (426 amino acids)
Biological process (GO): translational termination
Molecular function (GO): translation release factor activity
Source: RefSeq, a predicted model, not a curated record